This is a messenger RNA of Meloidogyne enterolobii, 1368 nucleotides long. The record is from the annotation of a GenBank genome assembly. NCBI's taxonomy places the organism in Eukaryota, Metazoa, Nematoda, Chromadorea, Rhabditida, Meloidogynidae.
AUGACCACGUCUACAGAAAAUUCGUUUUUUUCACGUUUCUAUGGCGUGGCACUUCUAGUCUUUGUAAACAUUUAUUUAUUCAUUGAUCUCGAUUUUAAAAGGCCACUUUUCUUCACCUACGCUAAGUCAUGCAUGUUAUCUCUUUUUUUGACUUUUUAUUGUUGUGAUUGCAGAAAGAAAUCUUCAGAAUCAGAAACUACAACAACUACUUCAAAAAACGGAAAAGCCUUCUAUUCUCGGUUAACUGAAAAUGAAAAUAGUAAUAGCAGCGCAGAAGAAACAGAAGAAGAAGAAGAGGACAUUUUAGAUUGCAAUACUUUGACAGAAGCUGAAUUUGAGCCAAUUUCUAUCACAGAUGUAGAAUCAAAUACUGGGGAUUUAUCAGCACCGGAAAGUCAAAACAGUCAAACAACACCUGAACAACAAAAGAAAUGUGAAAUUGAAGAAAAUUUUGUAUCUUCUACCCCUUUAACUAAACCAAAAAGAAUAAAAAGGAGAAGGAAAGUUCGUUUUAAUAAAUUAAGAGAAGUUCGUCGUUGGCCAGAAAGUUUAAGUGAAGCUGCAACAUUGGCAAGAUUACCUUAUAAUAAAGCUAAAGAAGUUGCAAAAAGUGAUUUUUGUUCAAAAUUUUGUGGUUCUUUUAAAUUGGAUCCGAAUUCUGAUAUGUUUGUUUAUUGUGUUUAUUUUGCACCUUUGUGGUUACUUUCAUUUGUCAGUUAUCAGACAGCUCUUGCUUAUUCCUCAGUUUCAACAGUUAAUUUAAUUUCCGCAUCGUCUCCACUUUUUGUUUUAAUAUUUGGAGCAUUUUUUGGCAAAUAUUCUGUGGAUUCUUUUAGUUGGUUAAAACUUUUAAUGGUUUUAUUGAAUAUGUUGGGGGUUUGUAUUGUUUCUCGUUUUUCUGGAAAUUUAUUUACAACUUCAUUAUCUCUUUUUUCGGCUUUUUCUAAUGCUCUAUAUUUAUUUGCACUUGCUCGUCUAAGCUUCAAAGGCAAAAAUGUUAAUAUGCCUUUACUUCUUGGAACUGUUGGUCUCUUCGCAUUAUUUGCUUGUACUCCAUUAAUAUAUAUUGCACACAUUUCUGGAUUUGAAUCCCAAUUACCACUUCCAACAUUUAAACAAAUGUUUAUACUCAUUGCCAAUGCAUUCCUUGGCACACUUUUUGCCGAUUCAAUUUGGCUUUAUGCAACACUUCUAACUGGAUCAUUAACUUCUUCACUUUCAGGCUCUUUAGGUGUUCCACUUUCAAUGCUAGCCGAUUCUUUUUUUCGAAAUCAACCUCCGAAUAUUUGGCAAAUUAUUGCUUCGAUUCCAAUUAUGAUUUCAUUCUUGGGUGCAUCUAUUUUAACUUCAAGAGUACAAGAAUCAUAA